Molecule: messenger RNA, 687 nt
Organism: Chenopodium quinoa (quinoa)
Lineage: Eukaryota; Viridiplantae; Streptophyta; Magnoliopsida; Caryophyllales; Amaranthaceae
Product: replication protein A 70 kDa DNA-binding subunit B-like
Exons: 6
Coding region: 1-687 (228 amino acids)
Source: RefSeq, a predicted model, not a curated record
AUGAGGAUAAAUUUAUGGGAAGGGUUUGCUCAUAAUCAAGGUCGUUUCUUAUUCCAUGAGCUUGAUCAGGAUCAUGUGUUGGGUGCAUCCAUGGUAUCAGUUGGCUCCUACUAUGGUGCAUGUCUUUCGACUGUUGGACGUACCAGGCUUUUUAUUGAUCCUGAUAUUGAUGAAACUGAUGAUCUACAUGGAUGGUAUGCAGAUGAUGGAUAUGUCCAAAAACAUAUCAGCUGGAGUCAAAUUUUAGCUAACAAUAUCUCUCAAAUGGAAAUGGUGUUCAAUGCUAAAAGAAUCAAGUUAAAUCAGUUUUCAGCUGCUCAUAAUGUAAUAUACUUUCGAGUACUAGCAAAAGUGUUAUCCAUUGAUUCUUCUAUGCCUAUUUGGUAUGAAUCAUGUGCUCGACACUCAAGGAGAGCUGAUAUGUGCGUGAAGUGUGACCCUUCCAAUAGUAGGCCAAGAUAUAGAAUCAAUGUAAAAGUUGGUGACGCUACAAAUACAUUAUCUGUUGUACUCUUUGGCCAAUAUGCUGAGAUGAUUAUCGGCUGUCCAAUAUCAAGUAUUCAAGCAAUGACAAAUAAUGAAUUUGCAGCCUAUGAGUAUCUGAGUGAACGUCUGAUGAAUACAUUCACUUUCAUACUACAUGUUCCCGAAAUAGAAUUCUACUACUUAAAACGAGAGAUGCACUAA